Molecule: messenger RNA, 2334 nt
Organism: Paraglomus occultum
Lineage: Eukaryota; Fungi; Glomeromycota; Glomeromycetes; Paraglomerales; Paraglomeraceae
Source: the annotation of a GenBank genome assembly
AUGACCUUAGGAAGCGAUUCUAAACAUACUUUCUUGUUGCCGCCAUAUGUCCAGCCUCAAAUAAGUACUCAGAUAACAGAUUCUGAAUGGAAUAGCGCGUUAAAACUUUGGACCGUGUCUCUGUCUCUUCUGCUCAAAUCAGACGACAAGGAAUUCGCCAUUCAAUUAUGUGAAAAUGCUUCUUUGAAGAAAUUUCUCGAGACCUUUAUUCAAAUACGUGCCAAGAUUCACGAGACCACCAGUGAUUCGAUACCUCAACAAGUAACCGAGCUAGAGAAGAAAGUCUUGACAGUACUAUUACGAUCAGCUAAUCGCAGUAUCAAAUAUGAAUCCAUAACUCUUGCGGAAAGUCUCUACAACACGAAACUGUUUUCCGUUCCAUUUUUGUUAGAUUUUGUAAUUGUAUAUGCUAAAUCUAAUCGUGGCUAUUCGAGACAGUUUGUCGAGAAUGUGAUUGACGUUAUACCUGCAUUGCUACACGAUUUUGAGGAAUAUUCGAAUAUUAUAAUUAAUCAUGUUAUAUCUGUACAACAAGUCUGUGAAAAAAUAUCCUCACUGGUAGUAGACCUGAAUGGUGACGCUGAGGUAUUUGGGGCGGCCUUAGAAGAGAUGCGUGACUACAUCUUUUUGAUGAUGGAUAUAGCGAUAACGAUGGAUUGUCUGUUUACGGCAUCAGACACUAUUGCCAAGUUAUUUAUUAAUAGAUCUCACGUUAACGAAGAUGACGAUUUUAUAUCCGUUAUUAGGAACCUAUAUGACGCAACAUUGCCCAUAGCUUUGGGUCUAUUGCAGGAACCCAAUGCAGCAGUUGAGAUUGCGAGAGAUAUCAAUAUAUUGAAGCAAGCCUUAGUUUCAUGUGUAUAUCAUUUACUAUAUGAGUGUUUCUUCGUCCCGUUAGGAUUUACGACCGACGAAGUCGAUACAAUCACAUCGACGUUGGGUAACGGGAAACAAUACAGUGAUGAUGACAAUGCUAAUGUGAUAGUCAAUAGCCUCAAUGAUAUUCUCUUCUCGUUUAUUGAACGUUCAGAGUCGUUUAAACCUGUUCAGGCAUUUGUGGAUGCACCUCUUCUCCUGGAUAUCGAGAUGGAAUUUAAUUUGAGUCAGAAGCUUACAAGAAUAAAAAACGAUAUUCUUCAUGGAUAUCCUUUUGAUAAAACGCGCGAUGUUCAAUAUGGAAUAUUGUCAUUGGAAUCCAUGAGAGAUAUGGUUCAGGAUGCACCUUUAAGGCGUAAAAAAGCUGAGAAAUUUAGGCGACUAUCUAUGCGACCAGUAGUUGGCAUCGCCAACGAAAAACAGCACGAUGUUGUUGAAGAGGAUGUUAGGCGCACAUCACUCAUAUUUCAAGUACGAGAUGUAUUUCCCGAUUUUGGAGAAGGAUUUAUUGAUGCUUGUCUUGGUGCAUUCGGCGACGAUGUUGAGACAGUAAUUCACCGAAUUUUAGAAGAUUCGUUGCCCGAAGAACUUGAUAAAUUAGAUCGAUUUAUGCCACGAAAACCACGAGAACCAUCGCAUUCCAUGCCCGAGAAACGUCCGCUUUCUAGUCAGAGGAAUAUCUUUAAUAAUGACGAGUUUGACGUCAACAUAGGAAAGAAAAAUCGUGGCACUGCUGAAACAUUGUUGGACGAUAAGUCAUUUGUCGAUGCAUACAAGGAUGCCAUAAUUGAAGCAGCGUACAGCGACUACGAGGAUGAAUAUGACGACACUUAUGAUACUAAUGCAAUACUUGUACGAGGAGUGGAUUCACAUAUGCUAGAUGAUUCGGAUGGCGAGCUCAAUGCGUUCGUCAAAUCGCAACCCAAAGGACAUGUUGAUCCUGCCGUUAUGCAUAGCGCUGAAUUAAUCAAGGCCUAUAAAGAGAAUACUUCAGUCUUUGAGAGGACAUCUGCUGCCAGAAAAUCAGACAAAAGAAGGCAACUAAAGAAGAUUACUCAGAUGACCGACGAACAAAUAGAAGGAUGGUUUACCAUGUUCCAGAGAAAUCCGAGGAGGGACAAACUACUUGAAAAGUACGACUGGCACGGUGAACAGGACGAAAUCUCUUCCGCCACUUCUGACGAAGAAGGCUCAUCGACAUCUGCUGGCCCCAGUCAUAGGGGAGGUAAUAGAGGCAGAGACGUAAGAAGAGGCAAGCCACGACCCGGGGGUCACCAGCAUCAGCGAAAAACGACUGAAAAAGGAAAAUCUUCACCUAGCGACUCUGGCACAGAUAAACAACAGGCCCAGCCAGCAUCUCGUGGAUACAGAGGAAACAAAAGCCGGACAGGUCAUCAUGAUCGCAAGAAUGCACGCGCAAAAAAGAUGGGCAGAGCGUUUGGACCUAUACAAGGAUAA